Perognathus longimembris pacificus (Pacific pocket mouse) is the source of this 7766-nucleotide messenger RNA. RefSeq names its product C2 domain containing 3 centriole elongation regulator (gene C2cd3). NCBI's taxonomy places the organism in Eukaryota, Metazoa, Chordata, Mammalia, Rodentia, Heteromyidae. Gene Ontology annotation, biological process: cilium assembly; centriole elongation. Gene Ontology annotation, cellular component: centriole; centriolar satellite. The transcript is spliced from 33 exons. The record is from RefSeq and is a predicted model, not a curated record. The coding region runs from base 130 to 7116 and encodes 2328 amino acids.
CCUGGGUCCCAGGCUGCUUAGCGGCGCCGGUUGCUGGGGAACGCUGGCGCCUCGGGAAGCGAUGGCGGGAGGGUAUGGUUUAUGUGCUGGGACCCGAGUUGAGCUUGUGAAGAAGAGCCCAAGCUCGUCAUGAAACAACGAAAAGGCCCGGGGCCUGGGGGCAGCCAUGGGCGCAAGAAGAGAGGUUUGAGUGACAUUUCACCAUCUACAAGCCUGCCACCUCUGGUGGAAGGCCAGCUACGCUGCUUUCUAAGACUUACUAUUAAUAAAGUCAUAUGGAAAAUUGCAAAGCCUCCCACUUGUGUACUUGUCCGAGUGAGAUGGUGGGGAGAAACAUCAGAUGGAACCCUCUUUUGUCCCAGAGAUGCAUUACAGACUGAACCAAAAACUGUGAGAACAACAACACGUUAUGCUAUUCGCUGUGGUCCAAAACAGUUUACUUCUUAUCUAACAGAUAUGGCUGUGUUGGUGCUGGAUGUAAUCACCAAAUCUGAUCAUCUUCCAAUUGGUAGAGUUCAAAUCAGUGGACUAGCUCAGCUUUCUCCAACCCAUCAAAUCAAUGGAUUGUUUACCAUUGUUUCACCAACGUCUAAGAAACUUGGAGACCUUCAGGUCUCACUUGCUCUGGAGCCUCUGUCAGAAACUUAUGACAGCUACAGUCCUCUUCCUACCACUGACAUGUUAGAAAAUGUGCUUUUAUCUGAGCAAGGCUUCAAAGAAAAUACCAAAAACAUCAGAAUUGCUGGGAAAGAAUUAGUAGCCAACAGUAGUAGGUCAACUACACCGAGGGGGAAGGACCACUUGUACUUUCCAGAGAACUCUAACACAGGAAAGGAUUCUUUCUUUGGACUGCAGCACCAUCUAAAUUCAGGACAGAGUUUAGAGUCUGUAACUCUGAAAGGCAAAGCUCCACGGAAGCAACUGUCCCUUCUCAACAGUUCUGAAUUUCAGCCUCAAAUUAGGACAGUUGCCAAGAGUUACAGUGAUUCAUGUGUUCUUCCUUCAAACAACCCUCCCACCAAGGACCUUCUUUCAGCUCUGUUAGAACAAGGCAAUAAACUGCGUAAUGCCAUGGUGAUGUCUGCAAUGAAAUUGAGCCCAAAUACUAGCAUGUUGUUGGACAACAUUCAUCCUCCUCUGAAAGAGGACUCUCUUAGAUCAUCUACACAACUCAAAGCCUUGUCUAACAAUCAAUUUAAAGACCAAAUAGAAGAUCACUUCCUCCCACCGACUGAGAAUACAGUUUGGAAACAUGACACAAAAACUGACACUGAAGCUAUACAGCUGCUACUAGGCAGUGCUCAUUUAUCCCAAGGUCAUUUCUGGAAUGGAUUAGGCUCUCCUCCAGACUCACCAUCUCCUGGGAGUGAUAUUUAUUGCAGCAGUGAGCUGAAUGACCCACAGUAUGACCAGAGUCUCCUAGAGAAGUUGUUUUACACAGCACCUAAGUCUGAUGGCAGCAUCAGUGAUAUUCUUAGUGAAGAUGAUGAUAUGAUCCAUUCUAAAAAAAUGAACCAGUCAAAAGUUCCUGGUAGAUCUACAAAGGUUCUAGAACCAAGUGAUCAGAAGCUAAAGAGAACAUCAGUGGAAGAAAACAGAAAUUUGGUUGAACAGAUGCCCUCAGAAAUUCCAGAAGAUACCCAAGUGGUGACACUAAGUAUGGCUAGACUGGCUCUUCUAGGUAGAAUACAUUCAGUCAGAAUCAUCAUUGAAACAAUGGGAGUCCCUCCAGAUAGUCCUCAGAUGACCUCUGGCAAAAAAAGCUUUGCUGGGAGACCAGCUAAGCUGGUAACAGCAAAAAAGCGCACUUUCUUUGUGGAAUAUCACUUUCCUGUGGGCUUUUCCAAAAGUAAGCUUGGAAAGACAGCAUUGAUCACUGAGGUUGUUCGGCUUGCCUCCAGUAAAAUUACAGAUGGAAUGGUGAAAUUCCAGCAGCGAUAUGUGUUUCCAGUACAGUUCAAUGGCCCAAUGAUAGAGCACUGGUGGAAUUCUAAACUCACCUUCCAGAUCUAUGCAAAGAAAACUCCACAGAAAAAGCCAGAAGUCAUCGGAACUGCAUCACUUAUUUUGCGAACUGUCAUUCAGUCAGAGCUGCUGUCCUUCAGUGACCAACUUCCAGUACAACAGGAAAAUGACCAGGCUACACUUGGCCCCCUUAAGGUAACCAUGGAACUUGUUACAGAUAACAAGGAUUUUGCUGGUACCAAUACUGAGCUAACUGGCAGCAUCCAACAAGUUCCCCUUUGUGUUGCUACAAGUCCAGAUAAGAUACUGCUAGAAACCAACCAAGAGACUACUUGUACCCCAAAUCCACAGAACACAAAUCAAGUUCAUGAAGAAACCACAAAGAAAGCACAGAGAUUGACAUUCUCCGAUACAAAGCCACCAAGCCAUGUAGCACCAAAUUCUUCAACCUUCAUGCCGGCCUCCCAUAAUUUAGGAAAUCAGGCUAAUGGGUCAAUGAAAGAAAAUGCAUUAUUGUUGCAUGUGCUGUUGAUGGUACCAGAUGGGAAAGAUUUCAUUACUGGAGAAUCUGAGAAACAACCACCAUGCAAUGUUUAUUUAACUUGUAAACUCUUCAGCACAGAGGAAGUCACCAGAUCUGUCAUUGCCUGGGGUACAACACAACCAGUCUUUAACUUCUCUCAGAUGAUUCCUGUCUCUCUCUCUUCCAAACACCUGGAAAGGCUUAAGAACAAUGUGAUGAUAAUUGAAACUUGGAAUAAAGUUCGGAGUCCAGGACAAGACAAGUUGCUUGGGCUGGUGAAACUACCCCUCCAUCAGUUUUACAUGUCAUUCAAAGAUCCCAAGAUUUUUCACCUGCUGCUUGAUGCUAAGUACCCGGUUAUUGCUGUGGACAACUACAUGCCUGUGAUUGAUGUGUUCUCAGGCCACCAAAAUGGGAGUCUUCGAGUCUUCUUAGCCAUGGGUUCUUCAGAUCAGAUAAUGACGCUGCAAAGAUUAAGGAAUGAAGAAGGAACACUCCCUCCUUUCAGCCCUAGGCCAUCCCAUUUCCUGGACCAGCCAUCUGUAGCAUCUGUUUCUAAGCAGGCAGAGGGCCAAGGAAAUGGAUUGAUAGAGCACCACUUUGAGUUCCAUAUAAUGAUGGUUAGAGGGCUAAUCCCUCUUCAGGCAACAGUCUGGGGAGAAGCAGAUUGUUAUGUCCAGUACUACUUCCCAUUUCAAGACUCGCAGUCCAGUGUGCUGAAAGAGCCUGACUUCUUUGAAAAUGGAAUUACUCUGAAGCCCUUCAGAACUUCAACUACCCUCUGUGUUCCAGAUCCCAUCUUUAAUAGUGAACACCGUCAUUCUUUCCUAUUGCCAACUGAAAUUCCAGUGCAAAGGCUCCUGCUCAGUGCCUUCUUGUCACAAGGGCUUGAGCCUGGAGGUGGGGUCCAGUUUGAAAUCUGGUGCAGAUACUAUUAUCCUAAUGUGAGAGACCAGAUGGUCGCCAAAGGAACUUUGCCAUUAUCAAGGAUCUGUGCUAUGGUAACCAGGCAGCACCGUGAGGCUACGGGAACACAGAGUUUUAAUCUCCCUUUAACCCCCAGAUUUGAGAACAGCAAAGAACUUAGGAACCAGUCAUCAGGUUUUCUGGAUGUAAGCCUAAGGUACCAGCAUAUUCCAAGAACCACAGAGGGAGUUCUUGCUGCCCGAGCUGUCUCUAUCUCAGUGCAGAUUAUCAGAGCCUGUGGCCUGCAAGCAGCCGCCAAGGCUUUAGCUGAGCAGGAUCCAGCUCUACAGUUUAGUGCCACUGUGGGAGUCAAUGCCUCUGUCACUACUCAUCUCUCAUUCCUACCCAAGGGAGAGCAGCGCCGAACCCGCCCUGUAGCCUGUUCCUUCUGCCCUGAGUUCUCCCAUCACAUUGAGUUCCCUUGUAACUUGGUGACUCAGCACUGUAGUGGAGAAGCCUGUUUUCUGGCAGAGCUCUUGGAGUUUGCAGAAAUUACUUUUGCUCUCUAUCACGAAAAUACCAAGUCAGUCAGUGAUAUAACCAGUCUCCAGUCAUGCAAAGAGUAUCUACUUGGAGUAGUAAAAGUUCCGACAAAAGACCUGCUAGUCAAGAGAUCUGGCAUCACAGGAUGGUAUCCUGUCAUUUUACCCGAAGAUGAAGGUCUGCCUCAUGGCUUGGAGUUUAUGCAGAAGAUCGUGGGUGGUCUGGAACUUUCAGUUUCUUUCACCCAUCCUGGAGAUAGAGAACGGGUAUUGGAAGCUGCUGAGCUAUUGGGUUGGAGUUUUGAGAAUGGCCUGAAGGAUCUUGCUAAGAUGGAUGAAGAGGAGCCAGCCACUGUCACCAUCUCCACUCCAAGAUUGUGGCUUCCUAGCCAUUGUGUGCUACUUGCUGGCCACAAGCACAUUCAUAAAAAUACAUAUUUCUACCUUCGAUAUAAACUAUAUGAUCAUGAAGCUUUUUGGACCCCUCUCAAGAAGCCUAAGGAAUCUGCAAACAAAAACCAGGUCAUGGUUACUUUCAAGGCAUCGAAGAGAGCGGAAGUCAUUCGGUGCCCAUCACUACUUUGGUACUUCAGGGAGGAAAGGCUAGAGAUCCAAGUAUGGCGAGCUUAUGGCAAUGAUAGUGUGGAGAGACCCCAGAAGACAGACAUCUGGAUUGGAUCAGCGUAUGUGGACCUGGCUAGACUUGGGGAUAGGUCAACAAGGACACUAACUGUCAGCGGUGUGUAUCCUCUGUUUGGACGAAAUGCUUCCAACCUCUUUGGAGCUGCCCUACGAGUUCAUGUGGUUCUUUCUUCUCUCUUGCCACACAUGGAGCCUGCUCAGGAUCAAGACUCCAUGGACUACAGUAGCAGCCACAGUGAGUCUGAGCAGCUCCCCAGAAGAAAUGAUGAAAUCCAACUCUCUCCACUCUGUGACCACCAGAAGUCUCCUGCGCCUACCCAGGUUCCCAGCAACAGCACCGCUGCUGAAGUCUGCCAACCCAAUGCGGGCCAUGCUGAGUUGGAUGGAACUUUUGCAGUCAGUAUCCUGGUAGAGAGAGCAAUGCACUUAAGCUUGAAAGGGAGUCCUUUGAUAGGGCGGAAAGUAUCCAUACCUAGUUGUUGUGUAUCCUUUGCAACAGCCAAUGAGCCAUCUCCUGUGUACACACAUGUGAUUGAGAACACAGAUUCUCCUGUUUGGAAUUUUCAGCAACAGUCAAGGCUAUCAAAAGAGCUUCUUCUAGACCCGCACCAAACUCUGGUCUUCAAAGUUUGGCAUAAAGGAGAUGAGGAGAGAGUGAUUGGCUUUGCUUCAGUGGACCUGUCCCCUCUGCUGUCUGGCUUCCAGUUUAUCUGUGGCUGGUACAACAUCACAGACUUCAGUGGAGAGUGCCAGGGACAGAUGAAAGUUGCUAUCUCCCCUUUGGAGAGUUUGGUGCACUUCAAAGAAGAAAAGCAAGCAAGACGUGGGGUGAAAACCCCAGCAUCCCUGAUCCCAAUGUAUAGUCCCUUUUCCUUUCCUGCCUCUAAUCUGUGUUCUGCAUUCCCCAAUCUGAUUGCAAGAAAGAGCCAAGACCAGUUAACUCACACCUCCUCAAAGGAGCUUGAUUUCUCCUCUUCUGAGAGAAGCAAUACCAAAAGAAGUCAGGCAUUACGCCAUGAACAGCAUGUACAGAACAUCCGCCGAUUUCAUGAAUCCCUGCAGCAGGGAGAGGCAAUCUUGACAAGGGAUGACAAACAGACCACAUCACCUUCAUCCUCCCACACUUCCAUUCUGACUUCUCUCAGGAAGAAUCUGAGUGAGCUAGAUCAGAUCCAGCAGUAUUUCAACCAGAAACUUAGCAAGCUUUCCCGGCCUGUCAGCCCUCCCACUCAUCCUGCCACCUUCCACUGCCUGGAGAGCCAUAAGGAACAUCUCACACCAGCAACCAGCAGCCUAGACCCUGAGAGCCAGUGCAUCCUAGAGAAAUCCAGUAACCUAGUGUUACAAGUCAGCUCCUUAAUCUCAGAUCUGCAGACUAUCACCAGGAAUUCUCAAGCAGCUUUGACUUCUCACCGAGCCAGGAGUAGAAGCACCACCACCGCUGUCCCAGAUACUAAAGACACAGACACUAUGCCAGAACGAAGCACAACUCCACACAAGCCAUUGGCAGUAGAGGAGGACACAAAUUCCUCUCCCCCUGCUCUUGAAGAGUUUGCAGGUGAAGAAGGAAUGUUCCAUGAGACCCUGGGGCAAACAGUACCCAUUACAAGGAUGCAGAGCAGUGAGGACCCUGAGACAGGCCCAGCCGGCAGUGAUGAGGACUAUGAAGAAGAUGUCAUUGAGCCCAGGACCCUAAAUGAAAUCACCACUGUGACAGAUAAAACUAGCCCUUGGUCCAGUUUUGUGUCAGACAUAAGUGAGGUCAGCAGCCCUCAGCCUGAUGAGGUACAGAGGAAAGACUCUUCCUAUCCUUCAGAGCCUUUCCCCAGACAGGAACUCAAGGUCAGAAGUAGCUUUUUCUCAAGCCCAGAAAGGGCUAUCAACCCCCAACUGCCUGGGCAGGGCUCUCCUGGCCAAAGUCGUGUUGCUUGUGAAGGUGGUCUCCCUAAGGACAGGGUUGAUGAGUCUGCCUCAACCAACCCUCAGUUGGUCCUAUACCCAUCACUCUCAGGAGUGCAACAGAGCAAUGCUUCUAUUGAGUGGAGCUCAACUCCAGCAAAUCAAGACAAGGAUGACAAGGCAGAAGCCCAGACUGAAAAUGAAUCUGCUUCCAGUGAGCUCAGUGACUCUGCUGAUAGCUUUGAGAAGUUCCCACUACAAAUAUCUUCCCAGAAAAAAGAGGAAAACCAUAAGAAGCCACCUGUGGACUCCUCUGACAUCAGGCAGAAGCAGGUGACAACUGAAUCAGAAGUGUCCACAAAGCAGAGCCUCCUCCCAGAGCCCAUUGUGGUUCCCAACUUCUUUUUGCCUCCCCAGCAGCUGGAGGCCUCCAUGAGGAUACUCUCACUCUCUACAGCUUUGCCACCACCAGCAGCAGCAGAUCAGGACAAGAGCGAAGCCGAAGCCGCUGGUGCCAGCGACGCCCUCUCCCGAAGGCCCGCUCGCCCCAGGCCCAUCUCUCUCCCUCCCAACCUGCCUGAAGAAGAAACCCGCAGGAUCGCACGGAUAUUUUCUUCCCGGUACUCCCAGAAAGAUUGAUGUAGCCUGAGGAACUGAGUGAGGGACCGGACCACCUGCCCACCCUCCCUCAGUCUUGCUCGGUGUGCUUCUCUCAGAGCUAUUACAGCCCUGAAAACACCACCAGCCUGGUUCUUGGACCCCCUGAGGCCCCGCCAGCCCAUACUGAAGGAGUGUCCGAAAUCAGCCCCAGCCUCCUCUGCCAAGACCUCCACCACUUCCUUCUGGGUUGAGGUAAAGGCUAGAAACAAAAGGGAUUCCAGAGCCCAAGCAGCUAUCUUUUGACCACAGGACCUAAGCAGGCAUCUCUGAGCAGAGAAGCUCCUUUGUGUCUUUACACAGCACUGGCUGGCCUGAGCCCACCCGCUGCCUCAAUAGGUUAGACUAUUUUUGCCUUAAAUGAUGUGAGACGGGAAUAGAUUGCGUGCAUAGCUGAGGAACUCCUAGGAUCGCCUCCAGUUCAUUUUGCUUAAGAAUAAGGGUAUUUUAUAGAUAUAAAUUAUUUUUAUGCUCUAUUAGAUUCAUCAGGAAGGGACUAGGAGGAAGUCACCUCCUGUACACUGUAUAGCUGAUUGUCUGAAAAAUAACCAUGUUUUUAACUUAUUGUUUUUUACCCAGCCGAAGGUCAUUGUUCUUGCCUUUGUUUGAAUAAAAUCCUGUUGGUAUUUGUA